AUGUUCUUCAAAUCAGGUGUAAUCGGUGCCCUUGGAAUCGCUUCUCAUGUGAAAGUGAUUCAUCGGGAGGAUGUCCAUGCUGAGAUGUCUCCACCUAGAUCUGAUUCUAAUCGUCAAAUCAUUCUCAAGGACUUUUCGGGCUUGCUCAUGAUCAAUUUGGUGGUGAUCGCGGAUACGGAUGACGCGGUUGCUACCAUGACCAUUAUUGAGAGACCAACCUUGGCGGAGAGCGAUGACAACAACAACGACAAAGAAGGAGAAGAAGAAGUCACUGUGGAGCAAGGUAAAAGCAAGAAGAAUAGGAAGAAAACUACCUCUUGGACUCCUAUUGAAUGCGAUGGCGCAAUGAGUGCUUUUCGAAUCAUCCCACAUGUGAAAGCAAUUGAUCAUGAGAAUGGCAGAGCCAAGAAAUCCACACCGAGAUCAGGUUCCUCUCAUGGUCAGAUUGUGCUUGAAACCUUCACUGGUGUGCUCACGAUCAAAAUAAUGGUGGUGAUGGACCCAGAUGAUGUGCCUGCAAUGACCAUUUUUGAGAGGCCAACUUUGAUGGAAAGCGAGGACAAUGAAGUUACAAAGCAAGGCAAAAGAAGGAAGAAUAGUGGGAAGAAAACUUCCGCUGUUACUCCUAUUGAAUCAACUUUGGACAAAAGCAAAGACGAAGUGUCCAUUGUGGGGCGCAAUGUUGACAGUGAACCUGCCAAUCCAGAUGGUAAUGAUAUGUCCAACAGUGACAGUGAGGAUGAUAAUAACAAAGAGGAGGUGACAGAUUACUACGAUAAGAUGAAGCGUGCCAAACUCUGGGCUGUUUACAAAGAACGUUUUGGCAAACAGCCCCAAAAACUCAGAAUGCGUGACAUCGUGCAGGUUCUUUGUAAGGAUGAUCUUGACAAUGAAAAGGAGAACCACACCGCAAAUAAUAUAGCUUCUUGUCCAACUACUGUCAACUGA
Molecule: messenger RNA, 948 nt
Organism: Cylindrotheca closterium
Lineage: Eukaryota; Bacillariophyta; Bacillariophyceae; Bacillariales; Bacillariaceae
Source: the annotation of a GenBank genome assembly